AUGUCCAACAGCAGCUCCAUCACUGAGUUCCUCCUCCUGGCAUUCACAGACAACAGGGAGCUGCAGCUCCUGCACUUCACGCUCUUCCUGGGCAUCUACCUGGCUGCCCUCCUGGGCAACGGCCUCAUCCUCACUGCCAUAGCCUGCGACCACCACCUCCACACCCCCAUGUACUUCUUCCUCCUCAACCUUGCACUCCUCGACCUGGGCUGCAUCUCCACCACUCUCCCCAAAGCCAUGGCCAGUUCCCUCUGGAACACCAGGGCCAUCUCCUAUGCAGGAUGUGCUGCCCAGGUCUUUCUGAUUGUCUUCUUGUUUUCAUCUGAGCAUUCUCUUCUCACCAUCAUGUCCUAUGACCGCUAUGUUGCCAUCUGCAAGCCCCUGCACUACGAGAUCCUCCUGGGCAGCAGAGCUUGUGUCCAGAUGGCAGCAGCUGCCUGGGGCAUUACUUUUCUCUAUGCUGUGCUGCACACUGCCAAUACGUUUUCACUGCCACUCUGUGGAGGAAAUACCCUGGACCAGUUCUUCUGUGAAAUUCCCCGGAUCCUCAAGCUCUCCUGCUCACACUCCUACCUCAGGAAAUUUUGGCUUCUUCUGGUUGGUUUCGGUUUAGCAUUUGGCUGUUUUGUAUUCAUCAUUCUGUCUUACGUGCAGAUCUUCAGGGCCGUGCUGAGGAUGCCCUCUGAGCAGGGCCGGCACAAAGCCUUUUCCACGUGCCUCCCUCACCUGGCUGUAGUCUCCCUGUUUCUCAGCACAGCCAUGUUUGCCUACCUGAAGCCCACCACCUUCUCCUACGCAGUGCUGGACCUGGUGGUGGCAGUUCUGUACUCGGUGGUCCCUCCAACUUUGAACCCCCUCAUCUACAGCAUGAGGAACCAGGAGCUGAAGGGUGCUAUUAGGAAAAUGUUUUCACAGAUGUUUCUUAAGAGUGAUUAUUUUCCCUUCUUUCUCUGCAAAUGA
Messenger RNA from Oxyura jamaicensis (ruddy duck), 960 nucleotides. RefSeq names its product olfactory receptor 14A16-like. Bases 1 to 960 code for a protein of 319 amino acids. Gene Ontology annotation, biological process: G protein-coupled receptor signaling pathway. Gene Ontology annotation, cellular component: membrane. Lineage: Eukaryota; Metazoa; Chordata; Aves; Anseriformes; Anatidae. The record is from RefSeq and is a predicted model, not a curated record. The transcript has a single exon. Gene Ontology annotation, molecular function: olfactory receptor activity; G protein-coupled receptor activity.